Messenger RNA from Sclerotinia sclerotiorum 1980 UF-70, 474 nucleotides. RefSeq lists its product as hypothetical. The transcript has 2 exons. The record is from RefSeq and is a predicted model, not a curated record. Gene Ontology annotation, biological process: mitotic sister chromatid biorientation. Gene Ontology annotation, cellular component: mitotic spindle pole body; mitotic spindle polar microtubule; mitotic spindle. Lineage: Eukaryota; Fungi; Ascomycota; Leotiomycetes; Helotiales; Sclerotiniaceae. Bases 1 to 474 code for a protein of 157 amino acids.
AUGGCCACCACAACACCCCUCACCGGCGGCAAUAAUAGCACCAAGAGAUCUCACUCCGCCUCUCGCAACCCACUCUCUCGACCAACAACGCCUCUACGUCCCUCCUCGCGCUCCUCCCUCCGCGAUUCUGCGAGAAGGAGUACGGGCGGUUACUCCAGUGCUCCUUUGGAGGCAUUUGAGCCGGCUUUUGCAGAAUUGUCUGAUUCGAUGGCGGACUUGGAAGCUAAUUUUAUGCAUUUACAGUUGAUGCAUGAGAGUUUGGCUAGGUUUAGUGAGAACUUUGCUAGUUUUCUCUAUGGAUUGAAUAUGAAUGCUUUUUGUGUGGAUUUUCCUGAGGCGCCUAUUCAGGAUUCAUUUCGUAGAGCACAGGAGCAGGAAGAACAGUUAGGUCAGUUUCAUGGACGGAUAAGCAUUGAAGGCGUUACUGAUGGUUUCAUUAGGCAGGUCAACAAAUUCAGAAAGAUUUCGUGGUGA